Pundamilia nyererei is the source of this 2501-nucleotide messenger RNA. It is a transcript of the gene rhot1b, whose product is annotated as ras homolog family member T1. Gene Ontology annotation, molecular function: GTP binding; calcium ion binding; GTPase activity. Bases 360 to 2342 code for a protein of 660 amino acids. Gene Ontology annotation, biological process: mitochondrion organization. The transcript has 20 exons. Lineage: Eukaryota; Metazoa; Chordata; Actinopteri; Cichliformes; Cichlidae. The record is from RefSeq and is a predicted model, not a curated record. Gene Ontology annotation, cellular component: mitochondrial outer membrane.
UCGGCUUUACGCACUCAGCUGACCCGAGGAGGGGCGUGGCCGACAGCUAGCAGCCGAUGGUGUUGUAACAGUCAAGUUUGUGUGGUUAUCUGGCUGUUCGUGUGAGCUCCCUGCUGGCUGUGUGACAGUAUGCACGGUAGAGUACAGUAAGAAAGAAGAACAGCGUUUUGUAGGGCUCUCUCUAACCGUGUGGAGUUUGCGUUGAAGCUGAGCAGACGGGGGCUGAAAUGCGAACGUAGCUGUUAGCAAGCGAGCCAGGCCGCGUAGAAGUGGCUGGCUGUAUCCUUCAUCCAGACAGACAGGAGCAUAAAUGUUGCACACAGACCGGUCUGCCGACGUGGUUGACGACGCCGGGGAAGAUGCGCAAAGACGUGAGGAUAUUAUUAGUGGGAGAGCCCAAGGUGGGGAAGACCUCUCUCAUCAUGUCACUGGUCAGCGAGGAGUUCCCAGAUGUGGUUCCCUAUCGAGCUGAAGAAAUUACCAUACCGGCUGAUGUUACACCGGAGAGAGUUCCCACACACAUUGUGGAUUACUCUGAGGCAGAGCAGACGGAUGAGCAGUUAUUUCAGGAGAUUUCCAAGGCAAAUGUGAUUUGCAUUGUCUACGCUGUCAACAACAAGAAGUCUAUAGAGAAGGUGACGAGCCACUGGAUCCCCCUCAUUACAGAGAACACAGACAAGGACAGCAGGGUUCCCCUGAUCCUGGUGGGGAACAAGUCUGAUUUGGUGGAGCACAGCAGCAUGGAGACCAUACUUCCCAUUAUGAACCAGUACAGUGAGAUAGAGACUUGCGUUGAGUGUUCAGCAAAGAACCUGAAGAACAUCUCCGAGCUUUUCUACUAUGCUCAAAAGGCAGUUCUCCACCCCACUGGUCCCCUCUACUGUCCAGAGAAAAAAGAUAUGAAGCCACUUUGUGUAAAAGCUCUCACUCGAAUCUUCAAAGUGUCAGACCUAGAUAACGAUGGUAAUCUCAACGACAACGAGCUCAACUUUUUUCAGCGGACGUGCUUCAACACCCCGUUGGAGCCUCAGGCGUUAGAGGAUGUAAAAAACGUGGUGAGGAAGAAUUUAAUUGAUGGCGUGUGUGACAACGGCCUCACUCUUAAAGGAUUUUUGUUUCUCCACACGCUGUUCAUUCAGCGAGGACGCCAUGAAACAACCUGGACAGUACUCAGGCGAUUCGGAUAUGAUGAUGACCUGGAGUUAAAUCAGGACUAUCUCUUCCCUCCGUUGAAAAUUCCCCCAGACUGCACUACUGAGCUCAACCAUAAUGCCUACCUCUUCCUCCAGAGCGUCUUUGACAAACACGAUAAGGACCGUGACUGUGCCUUGUCACCAGAGGAGCUGAGGGACUUGUUUGAUGUUUUUCCCUACAUGCCCUGGGGGCCAGAUGUCAAUAACACAGUUUGCACUAAUGACCAAGGCUGGAUCACCUACCAGGGGUAUCUCUCACAGUGGACGUUAACAACUUAUCUGGAUGUCCAAAGAUGUUUGGAGUAUUUGGGGUAUCUUGGUUACUCAAUAAUUGCUGAGCAGGAGUCCCAAGCUGCAGGAAUUACAGUGACCAGGGAUAAGAAGAUUGACCUGCAGAAGAAGCAGACCCAGCGCAGCGUCUUCCGCUGUAAUGUUUUUGGAGACAUUGGCAGUGGCAAGAGUGGCUUCCUACAAGCCUUUCUGGGUAGAAACCUCAUGCGCCAGAAGACCAUUAAAGAGGAGCACAGAUCCUACUAUGCCAUCAAUACAACCUAUGUUUACGGCCAGGAGAAAUACCUUCUCCUUCACGAAGUGUUUCCUGACUUCGACUACCUGUCUGACUCUGAUCUGGCCUGUGACAUCGUCUGCCUAGUCUAUGACGUCAGCAACCCUUACUCCUUUGAGUACUGCGCCAAGGUUUUCAAGCAAUACUUCAUGGACAGCAAGACGCCAUGUAUGAUGAUUGCAGCAAAGUCAGACCUGCCAGAGGUCAAGCAGAUGUAUGGCUGCAGUCCUCUGGAGUUCUGUCGGAGGCACAAGAUGCCCCCGCCUCAGUCUUUCACUUGUAACGCAGCCUCAGCACCCAACAGAGACAUCUACACCAAACUUACCACCAUGGCAAUGUAUCCCCACGCCCGGCUGCGCUGCAUGUGCACUUGUAACCGGUGCACAUUCUGCUUGUGUCAGAACUUCCUCAACUCUGAGCUGCUGCAGACGGUCAGGGCCAAACUCUACGCUGUCGUACUCCGAAGACACGUUAGCCAAGCGGACCUAAAGAGCUCGACCUUCUGGCUGAGAGCGAGCGUUGGAGCCACGGUGUUUGCAGUGCUGGGAUUCGCCAUGUACAGAGUGCUGCUCAAAACGCGGUAAUCCUUCAGCAUUCAGUCCAGCCCUCACUACCCGGGGUACAUAAAAGCUAAUUUGACCAGUCGGAAGUUUUGAUUUUCCUGUUUUCAUUGAAUUAACUUUAUGGAAAAUCACUCAUAAUUCUGUUGUUUAAUAAGCCCCGUUUAAAAAAAAAAAAAAAAA